Bactrocera neohumeralis is the source of this 770-nucleotide messenger RNA. It is a transcript of the gene Rpb5, whose product is annotated as DNA-directed RNA polymerases I, II, and III subunit RPABC1. Gene Ontology annotation, cellular component: RNA polymerase III complex; RNA polymerase II, core complex; RNA polymerase I complex. The record is from RefSeq and is a predicted model, not a curated record. Bases 88 to 720 code for a protein of 210 amino acids. The transcript has a single exon. Gene Ontology annotation, molecular function: DNA binding; DNA-directed RNA polymerase activity. Gene Ontology annotation, biological process: DNA-templated transcription. Lineage: Eukaryota; Metazoa; Arthropoda; Insecta; Diptera; Tephritidae.
UUCUAUAAAAGCAGUUGUCAAAGUAAGCAUUGUGGGCAUCCAAAAUAUCAUCAUUUAAUUUUUGUGUGUUUCAAUAAAGUUAACGAAAUGGAUGAUGAAGCAGAGACUUACAAGCUUUGGCGCAUUCGUAAAACUAUAAUGCAACUUAGCCACGACCGCGGAUAUCUGGUAACACAAGAUGAAUUGGAUCAAACGUUGGAGCAGUUUAAAGAAAUGUUUGGUGAUAAACCCAGCGAAAAGCGGCCAGCACGUUCCGACCUUAUAGUUUUAGUGGCGCAUAAUGAUGAUCCAACUGAUCAGAUGUUUGUUUUUUUCCCGGAUGAACCGAAAAUUGGCAUAAAAACUAUCAAAACAUAUUGCACGAGAAUGCAAGAGGAGAAUAUACAUCGCGCGAUCGUAGUGGUGCAAGCAGGCAUGACACCGUCGGCCAAACAAUCUUUGGUUGAUAUGGCGCCGAAGUAUAUUCUAGAACAAUUUCUUGAAUCGGAACUUCUAAUCAAUAUUACAGAACAUGAACUGGUUCCUGAACAUGUUGUAAUGACACCAGAAGAAAAGCAAGAGUUACUAGCACGUUAUAAACUGAAAGAGAAUAUGUUAAUGCGGAUUCAAGCGGGAGAUCCGGUUGCGCGUUACUUUGGUCUCAAACGAGGACAGGUGGUUAAAAUUAUACGUUCGUCGGAAACAGCUGGUCGUUAUAUAUCUUACCGACUUGUUUGUUAAAAUUAAGUUUUGGGUUAAGAUGUAGAAUAAAAAAUCAUUUUGAUAAUGUA